Drosophila ficusphila is the source of this 3976-nucleotide messenger RNA. RefSeq lists its product as uncharacterized. Gene Ontology annotation, molecular function: protein binding. NCBI's taxonomy places the organism in Eukaryota, Metazoa, Arthropoda, Insecta, Diptera, Drosophilidae. The record is from RefSeq and is a predicted model, not a curated record. The coding region runs from base 594 to 3281 and encodes 895 amino acids. The transcript is spliced from 3 exons.
AGCGGCGGCAGCGCUUAAGCCGAGCUCGGAGAUUUUUUCGUAACAGCAGAGCGGCUUUUUAUUCGUUAAUUACCCGUCGAGCGGGCCAGAAGUCCGAGCAGAAGUUCGAGCACUCGAGCGGUCGAGCGUUCGAGGAAAGCGCUUAACGGAAGUGCAGAAAACGGGUAGCUAAUUGAGCACACCUCACCGGCGACACCUGACACCUGACACUUACUUGGUGGUAAAAACAAAUCGGAAUCGGCCCAAUUGGUGUACUCACUGCAACGAAAGCAUAACUUUCUUCAGAAGCCGUGCGUUAAUGUCUCAAUUUGUCGUUUGAGUUGGCCAACUGCAGUUGCCUUUCGGCCGCGUUGCCUUCACCAUCGCCCAAAGUUCUGUGUUCUGUGGCGCGUGUGCUAAAUUCCGGGGAGCCUCAGUUGUCCAGCUGCCCAGUGAGUGAUUCGAAGUUUAUGCUAAUCGGUGGCGCGAAUAACUAAUGCCUUGGGUGUCAAACGUUAACAGCGUUUCGCAAUAGACCAGACACCCGCAUAGCCCAAAACGUGUUCACAUAACGAAACCAAUCAGCAAUCAGCAGACAGAUCUUAUCAGCCGAAAUGUUGUUUUGGAAACGUCUUCGGCGAUCGAGCAGCUCAUCAGGCACUGUCACAGCUUUGCCAACCUAUCGCCAGAGCAACGGCGAUGCCUCCUCCACUGCCGAUCCUUCACCCGAGGAUCUCCAACUGGGCUACGCAGAUGCUGGGUCCUUAGAGCUGCAGGCCCAGGAGAACGACUACGUGCUCGAGGAAUCCGCCCUGAGGGUGCCCCUUUCCCCGCCGCCCAACUACUGUCCGCUCCCCUUGACCCCGCCACCCAGUUACUCGGAGAGACCAAGACCAAGAUUAGGACUGCAGCACAGGUCGCAUCCCGCAGAAGCACUGCAUCCAGCCACACCGGCGGUGGUGUUGGUAGUACCCCCAUCUGGAGCCACUGCAUCGGCCAGCGAACUAGCAGCUCGUCAGCAGGCGAGACGGAGGAGGCGACUCCGGGAACUGCAGCAGCAGCAGCAGCAGCUGCAAUUUGCCUCCAGCACAGAUAGCUCCAGUAGCUCCGAGUCCAGUUGUUCGGAGUUGGGAAGCGGAGGCAGUGCCACCAGACGACAGCGUCGACGCAGGAGGGGAUUGAGGGAUGCCUAUUGUCCGGAUCUGUUGAACGCCUGCUCCCUGAUUCUGCAGCAACCCGGCAGCAGUGACAGUUCCGUGGGCAACUUCACGGCCACGCCCCCGCCUUCCUCGAGAGCAGCCAAUAACCAGGAUCACCAGGAUCAGGAUCAGGAGAGCUUCGAGUACAGCUCGGACUAUGUGGAGAUCGACGAGCUGCUGCCUCUAGUGGCCGGCGGACGAGCGAAGAGCACUCCGCAGCUGGCGAUGGGUCAGAACCUGAGCCUCCGACGGCCGCGCAUCUCAUUGACCUGGGUGCUCCGAGAGCAGCAGCAGCAAACGCAGCAAACGGCUCCGCAAUCGCAAUCGCAGACUCCUCCUUCCCCGCAGAAGGAACCACCUCCCUCGGCAAGGGAGUCCGAUGGCCAGGUGGAUCGCAAGGAGAACGAGGCAUUCCCGGCCAGAAGCGAUCCGGUGCCCACCCAGCUGGACGUCACCAAGAAGCGCUAUCGAGUCAAGCAGCUGCCGAGUGGCGGAGAGCCGCUCAAUGGCUACGCCACCACGCCCACCGCCCACCAGGCACCGGGUAACGGGCACCUGGCCAACCAGAAGUUCUUCAGCAACCAGAACCUGCUGGACGUGUCGCGGAGCGGACCGACCGGAGCUCCGGUGGCCGCCGCCUCCACCAAAGAGCUGCUCUUCGUGUGCACGCCCCAGAGGGCGCCGCGGAGCGAUGGCCACAGCGAGGCGCUGCUCCUCGCCAGGAAGCGGAACGAGAUCCGCAAGAAGCUGGCCAACCGGCUGCAGCAGGCCAGAUCCAGCGGAUCGCAGGCGGGCGAAGCGAGGGGAUCGGUCACGGGAGCCGAGUCGCUGAAGUGCACCUCCUACUCGGAGCCCAGCUUGGUGGCAGCCUCGGAGGGAGGCGGAGUCACUGGCUCGGGAGGAGGAGGAGCCGCUGCCCCCCAGCAGCAGAGACGCCACAGGCACCGCAAGCGGAGGGACCGGAACCGGGUGCAGAGGUUCGGCUAUGAGAUCCAGAACGUGGACGAGUUCCUCUCCCGCUGCUCGCUGGCCACGCCGGGCAACAUUCCCGUGGUCCUGGCCACGGCGAGCACCCUCUACCAGACGCGACCCGGUGGCUACCAGCUGGAGAUCCCCCUGCCGCUGGGCAUGGUGGUGAAUGCGGUGUUCAAGAACCAGAACUGGCUGUAUGUGCAGACACCCCAUGCGGAGGAGGGCUACGUGGGCUACGCCUGCUGCCUGCCUCUGGGGAUCCUGCCGCAGCAGGCGAGGAUCGGGUCGAGGAACACCCCCUGCUGGGAAUCGAAUGCCGAUGUGUUUCCUCGCCCCUGCGGCAACAUGACGGAUUCGGAGAAGGAGAUCCGGCUGCGGGGAGGAACCCGUUCCGAUGGCGCCCGCACCCCGCGAAGCACCAAGCCCACGGAGGAGGCCCUCAAGAACAGCAGCACCACCAUCAACAUCAACAACAACAACCACAGCAACAGCAACAACAACAACCCAACGAAGGGCGGGGGCAGCACUACGAGCUCCCUGUACGGGGAGCACCAGGUGGACAAGCUCUACCUGCGGGCCGCCUCCAAGCCGCGCCUCGUGGAGAAGGCGUACGCCCAGCUGCGCUCCACCCGCCAGGUGGCCGCCUCCGGCUCCGCCUCGGCCAAGAGUGGCGCCUCCCAGGACGAGUACGUGACCCUGCAGCAGAAGUCCAAGCAGAAGCAGCCCGCCGCUGCUGCCCAGAACCAUCUCCACCAAUCCCAGCCAGCGGCGCGACGGCUGUCCAACGUGUCGUACAUCACCAACGGACAGAAUGGACAGCAUCUGCAUCCAAAGCUGGCACACCUGCCGCCCUACGAGCAGAAGAAUCAUCAGGGGAAUCAGGGGAAGGCGGAGGUGGAGGCCACCACUUUGAAGGCUCUGCGCCGCCAGCAGGAGGUGGGCCAGCGGCAAACUCUAGUCGCCAUCAACACGGACUACAUCACGGAGAGCAUCGCGGUGCACAAGGGCGAGAUCGUGACCCUCUGCGAGUGCCGCGAGUCCAAGGAUCAGCGCCAGUGGUUCUACGUGCGGACGCGGGACGGACGCGAGGGCUUCAUUCCGGCCGAGGUGGCCGGCCAUGGCUAUCUGUAGAUGGCCUUUGCCGCCUGGAAUGGGUUGCUUUGGGUGGAAUUAUCCUUCUAUAUGGAUUUUAGAGGCUGAAUGUAAUCUUUGGAAGCGUUUAAAGAGCUUAGUUUAAUCUUAGUUCAGAAAUUUCCCGUUCCCUCAUAUUUUUGUUGUGUUUAAAAUUCUUAUGAUGCUAUUAUAAUAUAUAUACAUACAUAUUAUAUUUUUUAUAACUUUCUAAAGUUUUAAUGAUGAUCAAGAAAUGAAAGUAAAGGAAUUUCAAGAUGUUUAUUUAAAUCAUCCAAAGUUUGCUUUCCACCUCUACUAUUCCGUUCCCCAAAACAUCCCAUUUCCUCCCCUAACCCACCCUAUAAACAAGUCAAGCUAUAUAUAUAGUUCACCUAGCACUAUAUCCACAUUAAACACCUUAUAAGCCAGACAUUUCAUUCGCGAUCCCUAGUACGCUUCUAGUUGUAAACUGUACUCCAAUCGGUGUCUGUUAUUGAAUACUUGUAUCAGUGUAUGUGUAUGUGUGUGCGUGUGGAUCCUUCCAAGGAUCUUGUAUUUAUCUAGCCUAGCAUUACGAGUAGUCUAUGUAAUAGAAAACUUGCUUAACGAAAAUCAAAGAGGAAAGCGCAGACGGAAACUAUUUAUAAAAGAAUUAUUGUACUUGAUGCUUCUACUAAAUAACAUAAACAUUUAAAUAAAUAUAUGAAAGUCAA